CGUGGUUGCAAAUGUCAACAACAAAGUGAAACCGAAAAUUGAAGGAAAUUUUUAGAAAGUCAAUAUAAAACAGAAUUCCCAGGAUCUAAUUAUAAAACAACAAAAGGCAUACACAAGUAUGAGUAGAUCAUUCACAGUGAAACCAUCUGUAGCAUACAGUCAGGGCAGAGGAAGGGGUGCACCUACAAACCAACCGUCGGUAGGGCGAGGGAGGGCGAGAGGAGGAACAACUGUGAGAACACAGACAGACAGACUAGCAACACGAUCAACACAAGCUGAUAUGGAUAAAGAUCAGGGACAGCUUGGGGAUGGAACUGUCGGUCGACAGCCCGGGGGAGCGGGCGCCGGGAUGGAACAGAGAAUGAGCCACCAAGGAGCCUUUACAAUGAUAACUCCCAAUGAAAGGAAACGGCAACAGGUUGCAGAACAAGCCAGGCGGGAGGAAGAGGCCUAUCAGAGGCAUAAGGAAAACAACAGGCUUGGGCAUGUGAGCUACGUUGGAACAGUUGGUGGAGCACAGAAAACUGAGAAUGAGGCUCGGCAUCAGCAAGCUCAAACCCACAAAUCGUCAAAGUUUGACAGUAUUCAGAAAAGACAGGCCGCACGAGAUGCUGUGAAGAGGAGAGAUGAGGAAGAGAUUUCAAAAAUGAAAGCUGAACAGAGGAGGAAAGCUCAGCAGAACACAAGGUCUGAGGCAGAGAGACAACAAAGGCUGCAGGAGGACCAUCGCACGAAAAAUGAGGCUUUCCUUAAAAGAAUUGAGGCAGAACAGAAAUCAAAGUCCAGAUCAAAAUAUAGUCAACCCAGUGCCAGUACAGUGCCUGUUGUUGAAACAGAGAAGAGAGAAGCAGCCUCAUCUGGUGACACCCUCCAUAAUAAUGGGGAUCCCCCCUUUGUGAACACUGUUGGUAAUCUUUCACUUGGGAACACCUAUGAUGAUCCUUCACUCAGGGAGCUACAGCGUAUGUUUCCUUCAUAUGACCAGGAUACCUUAAGGGACAUUUUAUUACAGGCAGGGUCAGUAGAGGAUGCCGCUUCCUUACUAUCCUGAGUUGGUGGAAAGAUGAAAUCAAACUUCCAUGUUGCAGUGUUCUUAAAAUAUGGCAAAGACGUAGAUCCUGCUUUAUAUAUAAACAUUGCAAAGCUGCUUUUUUCAUGUCAAUAAUUUUAGAUGUAAAAAAUGAACUAUUUUUAUUUAUAAUGAUAUAACAUACACGUACAUAUACAUGUACAUCUUAGAGAGAAUCUCUAAAAUGCAGAUAUUGCCAAAUAUCAAAAAUGUUAAGAUUGGCUUCGUUCAUGUCUGAAUAUUACAUGUAGUAGUAAGAAAAUUAGAAAUAUGUACAAAUCUAUUUAACUGCUUAAAAGAAAUGAUAAAUGCACUCAUCCUAUGCAAUUCAAAUGGCUCUUUUUGUUUAAAU
Molecule: messenger RNA, 1421 nt
Organism: Saccostrea echinata
Lineage: Eukaryota; Metazoa; Mollusca; Bivalvia; Ostreida; Ostreidae
Product: epithelial-stromal interaction protein 1-like
Exons: 3
Coding region: 119-1051 (310 amino acids)
Molecular function (GO): ubiquitin binding
Source: RefSeq, a predicted model, not a curated record